UGUGCUGAUGUUUUAUGACCAUGUGGAGCUGUCAUUCACUGAUGUAGACAACACGUUGGAGGCAUUCAAAGAUUCAAAGAAGGGAGCUGUUUACCUGCUGCCAUACCAAGUUGUAUUUGUGGCAAAAGAUAACCGAGAGGCACUGAAAUCCUUCACAAUGCCAUUUUAUCUGAUGAAGGGCUGUGAGAUCAAACAGCCAGUGCUUGGGGCAAAUUACAUCAAAGGAACCAUCAAAGCUGAGCCAAAUGGAGGAUGGGAAGGUUCUGCAGCAUUUAAGCUGUCCUUCACCAGUGGAGGUGCCAUUGAAUUUGGACAGCAGAUGUUACGUACAGCAUCACAAGCCUCUAGGGGUGAAAUCCCAGCUGGUGCAUUUGGCUACACCUACAUGCCAAACAGUGUUUGUGGAACUACAGUACCUGUGGGAGUCCCAGCAUACAAUGCAUCAACAUCUGCAAUCUUUGCCUACCCUCCCCCACUUUCAGCUGGAUUUUACCCUGGACCACCUCCCACAGAGGGUACAAUGAACUAUAUGGCACCUCCUCCUUACCCAGGGCCCAUGACUCUUCUAGGAGGUGAUGCACUUCUGUCACGGACGCAGGAUUGUGAAGCAAGGCCUGCCAAUGAGUCUGAAAAUACUCUGAGCAGUCAGUCAGCCCCUCAUAGUGUUCCCAUGGACCAGCCCCCUCCAUACACACCACAUGCUGAAAACCAAGGGCAGCAGAGUGACCAGCUUGGGAACACAGUCCGCCAGCCCCUUCGUGAUUGGAGCCAGCAGCCACAGCAUGCAUCUCCCUUCCAUACUGCUCCUGACUCCUCUCAAUAACUGGUGAAUUGAAGAUGUACGUAUUUUUCCGCUGAAGAAAGCGACACUGACUCUCAGCAUCUCAACUUUGGAGGUGCUACAGCCAACUGACAUGGGACAGCAUGCUUUGCAUCCCCAUACCCCCUGCAUCUGUACCAGCAAGCAAUGUUCCCUUGGGCAAUGGAAGCCAAGUAAGGUGAAUGGCAGCAGGCAGCAAAUCUACUUAAGGAACUGCAGAACAUUAUUUUUUUUUUUCUUCAGAAUGGAUCAAUAUUUUAUUUACGGUCUCUUGAGUUUCAUCGCACCUGCAUGGACAGACGUCACUGACUCCCUACCUUCAUUCUGUUUGUCUGUACUCUAAUGGGCUAUUUGUUAAUUAGGAAACAAAUCUGCUUAGGAUACUUAGAAGCUCAGUAAGAGCUGGUCCAGUUAUUGUUGUCUCCAGGACACUUUUAUUAGCUGUUCAUACCUGUGGGAAAGCCCAAAUUUAAAUAUUUCUUUCAUGGGAUGUGAGUAUUACUGGCAAGACCAGCAUUUGUAACCCUACCUUAAUUGACCUGAGUGAAGUGACUACUGGACCACUUCGGAGGACCAUUAAAAGUCCACCAUGUUACUGAGUCUGAAGUCGCAUACAGGUCAGACCAAGUAAGCUUGGCAGAUUGCCUACCCUAAAGCGCAGUAGUAAAACAGAUUGGUCCUUAUGUCAGUUGAUCGUUUCUUGGUUACCAUAAUGGAGACUAGUUAUCAAUUCUAGAUGUAUUAAUUGAAUUUGCAUUUGUCAGUUGCCAUAUUGGAAUUUGGAUAUCCCUACAGCAUGCUAGUUUUUGGAUUACUCAUCCAGUAACACUAGCAAAAUGUCACCAUCUUCCUGUUGAUACUUGGUGCUUUCAAUACCCAUUGAAUUGCCAUAGCAAAAACUGACUUAACCUUUGCAUUUACAUUUGACUUUACACAACCAAUGAGAGGUUUGAAAUUCUGUUAGUGUAGGUAAUGGAGCAGCCAAUUUGUGCACAAAAAGACUGCCCAGAUAAUCUGUUUUUAAUGAGGUUGUGAGCUUUAAAUAUUGGCCAGUUCACCCAGAACUCCCUGCUAAUUUUUUUUGAUGCUGUGGAGUCUCUUACAUCUGCAUGAGGGAGCUAACAGGACUUUAGCGGAUUAUGGAUAAGAAGUUAGUGGUGUGAAGUCCUGCCCAUCCACACUAGAUAGCAGGGCAGUGGCUUUGUGUUAAUUCUCAUCUUGUAGCAUUAUGUGCAGCAGAUCCUCUGCUUGCCCUGGAUCCACAAGGACUGUUGUGGGAUAUUCAAUAUCAGCGCAACAUUGUGUAUAAAUGAUGAAGCUUUAUGCUUUGCCUUCCAACUAUUGCUGUUGGGGUGGUGUGUAGAUGCAGGAAUGUGAUUAGAUUUGUUUUCAAUUGCAUUGAUCUAGAAUACACUAUCCUGAAAGACCAUUGGAAGCUGGUUCAACAGCAACAUUCAAGUACAAUGGAACAAAAACUUGGAGGGGAAAUCAAUUGUAGAGCUAGUGAUAAAGAACAGGGAGUGAGUUAAAUUAGGUUGUUCCUUCAUAGGUAUCAUGGGCUGAAUGGUCUCUUUCUGUACUGUGUGAUCCAAACUUAAUGAUUCAACGUUGGGACUUGAGUCACUGAACUAUGCUUUUUACUCAGUGCUGGUCUGUAAAUGAGUCUCCACAGUCACCCUGUAAAUGGAUUUUGAAUUUGUUAGUCAUUCAAAUGCUUCCUGUGAAUGACUGACUGACUCUUUUAAUGGCUUAAAUUAUGAUACUGCUACAAUGCUGAUGCUCAGCUCAACAGAACAGUGCUAAAUCCCAGAACUCUGGAGGUUUUAUUGCUAGAAACUGUGGCAGCAAGUGCAUCUCCUUGUGCCAAGUUUACAUAAGAACGUCAUGCUCAAUAAGGCCCAGUUUUGAGGUCUUCUAAUCAAUGACCUAGGAAACCUGAAAAGUUUUUGCCCCAGCAUUGAAUUGGACCACUUUACAGGCCUCCCUAGCAACUGGCUACAACAGGUGAUAGUAACUUACUUGGGUAUUUAAGAGACUAAAUACUUCAUUCAGAUUCCAUGACACAUGUCAGACAGUUAUGAGUAUAUUGACUAUUCAGCAACUGACAAUGUAUAAAGUAAAGAAGGUCCUUUAUGUGCAAUAUUUGAAAGAAAGCAGCCUUGUGUGGAGCCAGAAUGAGGAGUGUACCCCUAGAGCCACAAUUAUUAUAGUUGAACCUAUGUGACUUGGCUUCAUGGAGCUGCCCAUAGAAGUGCCAAAGGCACUUGUAGCUUGAAGAUUGUUAAUUAGGCUCUAGGUCUCUGUAAAACACACCAUCGAGUUUGACCCCACAAAUAGUUACAACCCUGAUGAAGGGUCUAGGCCUGAAACGUCAGCCUUUCUGCUCCUAUGAUGCUGCUUGGCCUGCUGUGUUCAUCCAGCCCUGCACCUUGUUGUCUCGGAUUCUCCAGCAUCUGCAGUUCCUAUUAUCUCUGAUUCAAUAGUUAUAACCUGUUGUGAUUCAUAUGCGAGCAUGUUCACUUCCUCUGUAUUCAUGGCCCUUCAAAACCCUUACCAAUACACAUAUUACUAGUGAUCUAUAUACCAGCAAGGAUGAGCUGGUUUAGCUGAUUGACAGCACUUGUUCACCACAGCAAGGGACAGAUAAAAUGAGGCAGUUAGAGCCUGAUCUAGCAGUUGUUAUAGGCACCAGCUUGUCAUCUUGCUGCAUGCAUAGUGCAUCCCUGCCUCCGAUGGAUAGUUUCUGAUAUAGCAGGCCAGUGACUUGGUGAAUUGUACAGUAUAAAUUUAUGACAAGAUAUUCUAGGUUGCAAUAAAGUAUAUAAGUGCAAUGGAGUGGACUGAAAUGUCUAUUAUCUCUAAUAGAGGCUGCAUUGAAUCUGGCCUCACUGCCUGAAGAGGGAUGAACUCCCCAGCUGUCUCUCACUCCAUCAUAACUGCUGCAGAUUUACAGGCGGAUUAAGGUCUGAGUUCCAGCUUCCGUUAACAUAUAUUGUCACAUUGUUUCUUCAAAUUCUCACUCGGAUCACUUUGGAUAAAAUAACAGCACAACAUAUUCCACUAUUUCCCUCUACCCAAGGCCCCCAGGGCUGGUAUACCAGAGUUUUUGUUCAGGAUGUUAUUGUUUGAUUGUCUGAGUCAUGUGCACUAACUAAUGUCUUUCCCAAGUUCCAAGGAAGGUUACAGUCUGUUCCACAGGUAGAGGAAGUAUGAGCAGGAGUAGACUAUUCAACCUGUUGAGCCUGCUCUGCCAUUCAAUACAAUCUUGGCUGAUUUUGGGUUUCAUCCUCACAUUUUUGCCAGUUCCCUACGUCACUUCUUUCCUUAGAUGAAAGAUCUGUCCAUUCAGCUUUAAGAUAUUAAAGGAUCCACAUUCUA
Molecule: messenger RNA, 4198 nt
Organism: Rhincodon typus (whale shark)
Lineage: Eukaryota; Metazoa; Chordata; Chondrichthyes; Orectolobiformes; Rhincodontidae
Product: WW domain-binding protein 2-like
Exons: 7
Biological process (GO): positive regulation of DNA-templated transcription
Cellular component (GO): nucleus
Molecular function (GO): chromatin DNA binding; transcription coactivator activity
Source: RefSeq, a predicted model, not a curated record